Cuscuta europaea is the source of this 1820-nucleotide messenger RNA. NCBI's taxonomy places the organism in Eukaryota, Viridiplantae, Streptophyta, Magnoliopsida, Solanales, Convolvulaceae. The record is from the annotation of a GenBank genome assembly.
CCUCAUCCCGACCUCAAUCAAUCCAAUUUUCAAUCAACAUAUUCUCAUGGUGUUAUCCACCGCGUUUUGAAUCAAUCAUAUUUUGUUGUAUUGUAGCAAUUUCUUUGUUCAUUUUGACUUUAUUUUUAUGCAUCUAACGGAGAUAAAUUUUGGCCGGAAAUUUCAUAAUUCGUGUGUCGUACUAGCAUGCACUAGACCGAGUUGAGAAUUGAGAAUUGAAAGUCACUGCGGAUAGAGGUGUUUUCGAUGAGCGAAUCUUGAAGAUGUCGAAUCAAGUGGUGAAGGUUAGGAGACAGACACUUGCAACUUGCAUGACAUGUUAUCUUUGCAACAAGCUCUUCAGAGAUGCUACUACUAUUUCUGAAUGUCUACAUACUUUUUGUAGGAAAUGCAUACGUAAGAAGCUAUCGGAAGAGGACUCUGAAUGUUGCCCAAUAUGCAAAAUUGACUUGGGUUGUGUCCCGAUGGAGAAGCUCAGGUCAGAUAAUAAUAUGCAUGUUGUCAGGGCGAAGAUAUUUCCUUAUAAGAGGAAAAAGGUAAAGGCAUAUGAUGUUAUGCAUUCUAUUACAUUCCCUCUGAAGCGAAAAGAGAGAUCAUUGUCAUCAUUAGUGGUUAGUGCACCUAAAGUAACCACACAGUCUGAUAUUACUCAAUCUGGGAUGACCGGAAGAAGAUCAAAAUCUAAUUGUAGAAAACCAUUACGACGAUCCACUCUUUAUAUUAAGAAAUUUAUCAACAAAGAGGAAGGUUCUGCUGAAGAUCGACUCGGGCACUCUAUAGUACCUGAUAUGACUCUGAACAAACUUAAACCGAAUGUGAGACAUAAUCUUACUAGUGUUGAGCCUUCUAGUUAUCCAACAACUCAUAAUGAUGUAGAAAAUGGCACUGAAGAGUGGAAAGAUGAUGUUGAUAUGUGGAGACCUUUAAACUGUUUGGUUGAAGUUGCAAAUAGGAGUAAAUCAUCAAGAUUUACGGCAAAGGGUUCUGCUCUCAAAUUAGAACCUUCACGUGUUUCUAACAUUGAUCGAUGUGUCUUUGAAAGUAAUACUAAAGAGAACGGACACAAGUUCAAUGUUCAAAAUGAAAUGGAAAACAAUGGUCUUACUCCGGAUUCUGAAAAACCUAAAAAAUUCAGAAGGCUUCGCAAGAAAACACCAGCUUUUGUGGACUCAUGUAGUUUUCCUAAUGUUGUGAUUGAUGAUGCAAGUGCUAAAUAUGAAAAGGAUUAUCCAAUUUGGUUCUCAUUAGUGGCAUCUAAAGAACAGGAAGGAGAUGCACCAUUGCCUCAGAUCUCUCCUACUUACUUAAGAAUAAAGGAUGGGAGCAUUCCAGUUUCUUUCAUCCAAAAGUACCUUGUGAGGAAAUUGCACCUUAUGCAUGAUGAUGAGGUAGAGAUUAGAUGCAUGGGACAAUUGGUUGCGCCAACAUUACAACUGAAUAAUUUAAUUGAUCAAUGGAUUCAGAUGAGUAGUAGUGGUUCAGACAAAUUGUCAGUGAAGAUUGGUACAUCAACAAAAGAUUUUGUGAUGGUGUUGGUUUACGGUCGCAGACUUCCAACUUCAUAAAGAAGACGUUAUUUUUUCCCGCCUUCUUCAAUCAAUGGUGUUCAAUAUGGUCAUAGAGUUCCAAUUUCUUGAAAUAUCGGUAUUUUCUUCACGAUAAUUUCAACACUCUCGUUUUUUUUUUCCUACAAAAGUACAUGGUGUAUAAUAUCUACACAAUAUCUAGUAUCUAGACAAUAUCUAGACUAAAGAGAUAUGAGCUAGGGAAAUGUGCACCAUGGGCAGAUACAUGAAAUAAUGGACUACGCCCAAUAUAAA